This is a messenger RNA of Adineta steineri, 324 nucleotides long. The record is from the annotation of a GenBank genome assembly. Lineage: Eukaryota; Metazoa; Rotifera; Eurotatoria; Adinetida; Adinetidae.
AUGUUGAAAUCGACUAUACAUCAUGUAACAAGUGUUAUAUAACCACAAUCAACAUCACGAGGAAAAAAAGUAACAAUUACAGUAUCAUCACGGCCAACACUUGGGAAACCACCUAAACCUAAUUACCAAAUUAUGGAAUAUAAAGAACCUCUUAUCGAUACGAACGAAGAAGAAAACAUAGAGAUGGCUUCAAAACGAGCAACUGCAUAUAAUGCAUCAACAGAAUGCAAAGUAAGUCGUAUAGUGUUUAUGGGUGCUGGUUUAGUAUUGGCACGGCAUUAUCCUAAUGUUAACUCAAUACAAAUGCUAAGCCAGCACCUUUAG